This is a messenger RNA of Poecilia latipinna (sailfin molly), 1708 nucleotides long. Its product is annotated as P2Y purinoceptor 13-like. Gene Ontology annotation, molecular function: G protein-coupled purinergic nucleotide receptor activity. Gene Ontology annotation, cellular component: membrane. The transcript has 2 exons. The coding region runs from base 476 to 1423 and encodes 315 amino acids. Gene Ontology annotation, biological process: negative regulation of adenylate cyclase activity; G protein-coupled receptor signaling pathway. The record is from RefSeq and is a predicted model, not a curated record. Lineage: Eukaryota; Metazoa; Chordata; Actinopteri; Cyprinodontiformes; Poeciliidae.
UGACUGAAGCUCUGACUGAGAGUAUCAGAAUGGGAAGGAUGGAGCAGGCGGGGGAAUUAAACAACUUUGAAUGAAAUUCAGCAUUGUCUAAAUGUCAACAAUUUCAAAUGGGAACAAAGCAUCUUGGGACGUCCCUAGAGACAAGACAAAAACGAAUGCAAUUGAGCAUCUUAAGUUGAUUGUGCCUGUACAACAACUAAAGGUUUUGAUUUAAAAAGCGGGAAAAGUAGAACAGCAAUUACAUAAUAUCCAUUUCUUGUUGUCAGGUUCAAGUUUCAGGAUGCAUUCAAAUGCUCUGGUUGGACACUGCAACAAAUGUUUUCUUACCUAAUGGCAAUUGCAAAUCAGACAUGCUGGGGGAAAGCAGGAAUAAGAUGUAAAGCAGAAGUCAUUCCCCGUUCCUGAUCAAUCAGAAACGUGUUCCAGGUCAUUUCGGAGCCCUGUCCUGACCCUGUCCACAGCUGACAUCCUGAGGAUGUACGGUAACGCGUCAAACAUCUCGGACUGCAGCCCCUCCAGCCUCGAGGCCACGAAGGUCGUCGUUGCCUGUCUUUUCUUCGUCAUGUUCCCCUUUGCGUUACUGCUCAACGGGCUCGCGGUCUGGGUGUCUUUCCACCUCCGCUCAGUUUCCACUUUUGUAGUUUAUCUCAAAAACCUUGUGCUGGCUGACAUGCUCAUGACAUUGACCAUCCCUCCCAUGGCCGCAAACCUGCUUCCUGGGGCAAAAAUUCAGAUUAAGGUCUUUACGUGCCGUUAUGCUGGAGUCGUUUUUUACACCAGUUUGUACACCAGCAUAACCUUGAUGGGUCUCAUCAGCGUGGACCGCUUCUUCAAAAUUGUUCGGCCCUGGGGAAGCACGCUGGGGCAAAACAUAGUGUUCAGCAAAAUAGCAUCCAACUUCGUUUGGGUUGUGCUGUUCGGAGGUACGGCUGUCCCAACUAUGAUUCUGACUGAUGAAACUCCUCGCAAUGACUCGGAAGACAGCUGCUUGUCCCUGAAGGGGCCAGUUGGGUUGACUUUUCACAGGUACGUGGUGAGCUUUAUGGAGAUCCUUUUCUGGAUUUGCAGCGUCCUGACUGUGUCUUGCUAUGUCUGCAUCACAAUGAGAGUCCUGCAGUCCUUCAGAAACUCCGGGAGCAACAACGGCAAAGGAAAGAAGAAGACCAAACUACGGGUCUUCCUGGUUCUCCUUGUGUUUUGUGUGUGCUUUGCUCCCCUCCAUUUACUACGCAUCCCUCUUAAUCUGCAUCAAGUUGAUGUCUGCAAUCAAGAAUGGUUGCUCAUAUUGCACGAAUUAGCCAUCUGGGUUGCUUCCACAAACGUCUUCCUCGACCCGUUUCUGUAUGUCCUCCUGUGCAAAAGCUACAAAACCAAACUGACUGACAUGGUAAAAGGAGCAGGCAUCUGCAUUUUGAACAAGUGAAACAAAGAAGGUGACUGUCAAAAAUAGAGACUUCCUCAGGUUUAAAAAUGUUUUAUUAAGAGAAAAACAGGGAAAGGGUCAUUUUUAACUUUUAUGUUGCACAGCCCUCUAGUGACCAGAUGUAGAUUGACAUCUUUUUGAGAUUAAAGGCUGGUUACACAGGUUACUGUGUUUUUCAAACCUUUUUUUAAAAAGUAUCAUCUCAGUGAAAACUAAAGAUUUCUCUAAAUUGAGAGACAUUUUAAAUCAGGGUUUUUUUUGUUGUUGUUGUUGUUCUUGUUUUUU